Molecule: messenger RNA, 1578 nt
Organism: Spodoptera exigua (beet armyworm)
Lineage: Eukaryota; Metazoa; Arthropoda; Insecta; Lepidoptera; Noctuidae
Source: the annotation of a GenBank genome assembly
AUGGCGAUAACUUACCCGGUCUUCGUGAUCGUAGUGGUUGGGCUAGCAGGCCUGACCUCGUUAAGAUGCGCUUAUGCCUUCCCAUCGGUAGAUACAGUACAGUCACAUGAAACCCUUCAAAAGGUCGGGAGAAAUAAUGUCAUGAAAAACUGGUUACCAGAUUCUGUGAAUAAGAGCAAACAAGAUAACCCGAGAAAAGAACAGGUGCACAACAAUAAAACAAAACGUUUUGAGAAUGAGACCACGGACUGUACUUGUCCAGAAGAACCUUAUACAGAGCAUCCUGAGUCUCCAGAACCUGAAUCCGAAGGUCCGUCGACAAACGAUCCUCUAUCUGAUGGUACUGAAACUCCUUCAUCCGAUGCAGACUCUUAUCCAUGCCCAGAUAAUGCUACCAAUUCUUCUCCUGAUAGUACCAUUUCUGCCGAUGAUACUACAGAAAACCCCAAUACGCCAAGUACUAAAUUAAAUGACACAUAUUGCACGUGUGACAAUGAUACUGAAUCUAAUGUUGAAGAUCCCGACAUCUCUCAACCAAACGACUAUUGUGAGACUUCGAGAGAGAACUCCACAUCGUCAGGUAACUCCAAACCGUCUUCUCAAGAAGACUCUACUUAUCCACAAGAUGGUGACGUUACAACAGAUACUACCGAUUGUUCAUGUGACAAAAACUCUGAAGAUAUUCCUGUCGACUCUAGCCCUCCACCAACACCAACCACACAAAAUGAUUACACAGCUUCACCAGAAGAUUCUAGUCCCUAUCCAGGCGGUGACAACAAUACUUGUUCCGAUGAUGGCAACAAUCUUUCUGACGAUGACGACAACAAUUCUUCUCCUUCUAAAGAAAAUAAUUCUCAUUCCUCUGACGAGAACAACACUCCUCCCGGUAAUGAAAAUACUCCUCCCGGUGAUGAAAAUACAACUCCCGGUGAUGAAAAUACUCCUCCCGGUGAUGAAAAUACUCCUCCCGGUGAUGAAAAUACCCCUCCCGGUGAUGAAAAUACUCCUCCCGGUGAUGAAAAUACUCCUCCCGGUGAUGAAAAUACUCCUCCCGGUGAUGAAAAUACUCCUCCCGGUGAUGAAAAUACACCUCCCUGUGAUGAAAAUACACCUCCCGGUGAUGAAAAUACUCCUCCCGGAAAUGAAACUACUCCUCCCGGAAAUGAAAAUACUCCUCCCGGUGAUGAAAAUACUCCUCCCGGUGAUGAAAAUACUCCUCCCGGUGAUGAAAAUACUCCUCCCGGUAAUGAAAAUACUCCUCCCGGUGAUGAAACUACUCCUCCCGGAAAUGAAAAUACUCCUCCCGGUGAUGAAAAUACUCCUCCCGGUGAUGAAAAUACUCCUCCCGGUGAUGAAAAUACUUCUCCCGGUAGUGAAAAUACUCCUCCCGGUGAUGAAAAUACUCCUCCCGGUAGUGAAAAUACUCCUCCCGGUGAUGAAAAUACUCCUCCCGGUGAUGAAAAUACUCCUUCUCCAGAUUGUGCCAAUAAUUCUCCUCCCGAUCAAACUACAGAAAAGCCCGAUUCCCCGCCAAAUAGCGAAUCGGAGAAUAAAACACAGUGCUCUUGUGACAAAUAA